Plasmodium gonderi is the source of this 3936-nucleotide messenger RNA. Its product is annotated as NAD-specific glutamate dehydrogenase. Lineage: Eukaryota; Apicomplexa; Aconoidasida; Haemosporida; Plasmodiidae. Bases 1 to 3936 code for a protein of 1311 amino acids. Gene Ontology annotation, molecular function: L-glutamate dehydrogenase (NAD+) activity. Gene Ontology annotation, cellular component: mitochondrion. The transcript has a single exon. The record is from RefSeq and is a predicted model, not a curated record.
AUGAAGCUGGAUCAGCAAUCCCCGCCUGCCAUUUGGGGAAAUCAAGAAGAGUGUUGUCAAUUCGAUCGAGAACUUUUCUCGAAUAACAGCAUAACGUGGAAAGAUAAGUAUGAAGAAACUAAAGAGUUAUUGCGAAGCUAUAAUUUAUUUUCAGACCAUUUAAUAAAUUAUAGCGUGGAUUUUUACUUCAACAAAUUAGGAUUUAACAAAUUUCAUUUCGAGGAAACAAGUCCCGAAUUAAUAAGUAAAGUAGUUGUGUGUAUAAUAACAGCCAAAAUAAAUGAACAAUAUUCAAGUGAUAAAUAUUUUCCAACGUUUGAAGAAAAACAUGACAAUGUCAUAUUUAUCAUAACACGAGUAUUUGCUGAUGAUAAUAAAACUAGAUUAAAUUACAAAAUGGAAAAAAAAAUAGAAGAAAAAUAUUUCCACUUUAGUGACAUGUCCAAAAAUUGCUAUCGAUUGAAGAGUUUUAGAUCAGUACAUUCUGUUUUCGAUAAGGAACAUACAUAUGAAGAACCUUUACGUACAUAUAUUUUAGAAUUGCCAAUUUACAGUGAUGAUAUUAUUAGUGAAAAUGAAACAAGUUUAGAAAAAUUAAUGGACAUCAAUUAUUAUAACUAUAUUAAAGGCACCAAAAAAGAAAAAAUUUACUAUGAAUUGAAUAAAUCUGUACUCUUUGAUUUGACAGGGCAAUUUAUACAGACACAUUAUUACACCACAUCAGAAAAUACCUUUUCUUUAACUAUAGCAGUAAAAAGAAGUAAUGUAAUUUCAUCUAUUUUUUCUCUAAUUGGGGAUUGUCUAAAUAUGCAUAAAUGUUUUUCCUAUUCGAAAUACGUAGAACCGCUUAAAAAUGGGGUUCUUCUAAUUAUCCUGAAUGUGAAUGUAAUAAUGAAUUCUGAACAGCAUAAAAUUAAAAAGAUCAAUGGAGGAGAGCACCAUAUGUUGUUAUUACUGGAAGAGAAAAUGAAUAAAAUUGUAAAAUCUUUGAAAACCUUAUGUUUAUUUAACGAUUCUAAGUUCAUACAAUUAUCUGUUAAGCGAAUAUUUACAGCAGAGGAAUCUGCAUACAUAUUUUUAAUUAUCAAAUUUAUUACCUUCUUUUCAACCAACUCUUUUUCUAGUUACAAAAAUGUUGAACAUGCUUUCCACCUCAGAAAUAAUACGGAUAGUAGUAGUAGUAGUAGUAACUCCAUUCUUAAUGACUUUUACAUAAUUAAGGAGAAAUUAAAGAGUUCCAAGUACACGAAGGAAGAAAUUUUGAGUUGUGCUCUUAGCAAUGUCAAAACGAUUAAGCUACUGUUCGCAAAUUUUGAAAAAAAAAUGAACAAAAGAAAAGGUCCAAGCUAUAUGCAGCGGGAAGAAUCAUCAUCAGCAGCAGCAGCAGGAGAAGAAGAAGAAGAAGUGCCAAAAGGAAUGCUUCAGUUUUCCCCAGGUUUCCAUCCCUCUACUCCGUACCACCACACGGAAAAAAGAAGCAAAGAUAUCAUUGAUGAAAUAGAGGAUAAUCACCACAAGAACAUUUUGCAAUAUUUUUAUAUAUUCGAAAAGUAUGCAGUAAAAACGAAUUUCUUUCGCAUGCACAAAAUUAGUUUUGCUGUAUCUUUUGAUGGUGCACUAUUGAAAGAUUCUAUUUAUGAUGCUGAACCAUAUUCAGUGAUCAUGGUAUUAGGGAUUCACUUUGUCGGAUUUCAUAUAAGAUUUACAAAAAUAUCCCGAGGAGGAAUAAGAAUUGUCAUAUCAAAUAAUAUGAACUCGUACAUGCAUAAUUAUAACAAUUUAUUUGAUGAAGCAUACAAUUUGGCUUACACACAAAACUUUAAAAAUAAGGAUAUUCCAGAGGGAGGAAGUAAAGGAAUUAUUCUUCUAAAUGCAAAUGUAUGUAAUGUUCCAAAUACAAAAUAUAUUAAAAAUUUAUGUUUCUAUUCGUAUGUUAACUCUAUACUAGAUUUGUUAACAGAUGAAGUAGAUGUAAACGUUAGUAAGAAAAAUGAAAAUGAUGUUCUGCAACAAAUGUUAGUUAAUUCGAGCUCAGACCAAAACUGCAAUGACACUGUAUCAUCUGGGAAUAUACGCACAGAAGAUACUCAGCAUGAUGAUAUGUUGAAACAAAUGAGUAUCUCUCAUGAUGUAAAUAAUAACAUGCAUGACAAGAACGUCACGACUAGGAAAGAGAAUUCCAAAUAUGGAGAUACAAAAGAAGAAGAAGUGGAAGAAAAAACGAGUAAGACAAAUGAUCCAGCUUGGAAUAAAGCCAAAAUGACAGAUUCACUCUAUGCCUACAUUAACGAAACUACAGAAGAGGAAGUACAAAAAAUAAUGAAUUCCAAAAGAUCAAAAGAAAAUAAAUUAUCAAAUAACACAACUGAAUUUGCAACAAAGCCAAUGAAAAAUGAGGAAGAUUUAAUUUUUUUAGGACCAGAUGAAAAUACUGGUUCUGAUCAACUAAUGGAUUGGGCAUGUAUAAUAGCAAAAAAAAGAGGAUAUAAAUAUUGGAAAACCUUUUCAACAGGGAAAUUAAGAAAAAAUGGAGGAGUUCCACAUGACUAUUAUGGUAUGACAACCUUAGGUAUAGAGACUUAUAUAAAAAAAUUAUGCGAAAAAUUAAAUAUAAAUGAAGAAGAGAUAAGUAGAUCCAUAGUUGGAGGACCGGAUGGAGAUUUAGGAAGUAAUGCUAUUUUACAAUCAAAAACAAAAAUUACAUCUAUAAUUGACGGUUCAGGUGUUUUAUAUGAUAAAAAUGGAUUAUAUAAAAAUGAAUUAAUUCGGCUAGCUAAGAGAAGAAAUUGUUCAAAGAGAAAAUUAAAAACUUCUUGCAUUCUAUAUGAUGAAAAAUAUUUAUCAGAAAAUGGGUUCAAAAUAUCUAUUGAAGAUCAUAAUGUAGAUGUUCUAGGAAAAGUGAUCAAGAGUGGAUUAGAAUUUAGAAAUAAUUUUUUCUUGAAUCCACUCAAUUCUUGUGAUUUAUUUAAUCCAUGUGGAGGUAGACCUCAUUCCAUCAAUGUGUUUAAUGUGAACAAUAUUAUUAUAAAUGAAAAGUGUAUCUACAAAUACAUAGUAGAAGGAGCAAAUGUAUUCAUUUCUGAUGAUGCAAGGAAAAUAUUGGAAUCAAAAAAUGUUAUCUUGUUUAAAGAUGCAUCUACUAAUAAAGGUGGGGUUAUAUCCAGCAGUUUGGAAGUAUUAGCAGGGUUGGUGUUGUCAGACGACCAGUUCAUUCAGUUCAUGUGUUCCUCUGAUAGCGACAUUCGCUUGGUAGAAGAAAACGAAAUUACAUUUAUGAAUCUCAAUCAGAAAAAUAACCAUUCCCUUUCCUUCACGCGCUCGAUGUUGAUGUCUGAUGAGGAAAAGAGGGCGGACGACCUGACGGACGAAGAAGAGCAGCAUCAACAGCAGCAAGAGAGGGAGGAAGAGCAGGGCCUCCACUCAGAGCACCUACAACAGCAGCAGCAGCAACAACAACAGGAGCAGCAGAAUUCGCAUGCACAAGUGCAAUCGAAGCAUGACAAGCUAGCGGUGGACAAUAACGUGUCAUCAUUCUACAAAGAAUAUGUUAAGGAAAUUCAGAAAAAAAUCAUAAAUUAUUGCGAACUCGAAUUCGAAUCCUUAUGGAAUGAGUCCAGAAGAACAGAAACAUCCAUCUCACAAGCCACGAACAUUUUGUCUCACAAGAUUAGCGAACUAAAGAAGGACAUACUAUCAUCAGACUCUUUAUGCACAGAUUACAAACUUAUGAAAAGGGUUCUUCAAGAUGUCAUUCCACCAAUUUUGCUUCAGAAAGUUCCUUUCGAUGAAAUUUUUGACAGAGUUCCUUACAUCUACCUCCGCUCACUCUUUGCUGCAGCCCUUGCAUCCAAUUAUUAUUACUCCCACCAAUUCUUAAGCGAUUUGUCUGCUUUUAACUUCUUCGAAUACAUCAGACGGCUCCAGGGAGAUGAGUAA